AUGGCCAAAUCUAAAUGGGGUGACAUUUGGUUGGUAGGACCGACUUUAGUAGUGUGGCAUAUUUGGAAGGAGAUAAAAAGGAGAAUAUUUAAGGAAGUAGAACUCUCUACCGAGCAGCUUAUUUCAAAAAUUAAGGUUUCCAGAGAGGAAGUUGUAAAUGGUAAGAGUGUCAUGAGAAAGAAUUACAGAUAUAACAAUUGGGAUAGGAGCAUGGAGAUAAAGUGGUCUUUGAAAGAUAUAGGGCCCGUUGUACCUUCUAAGAGACAAGUAGAUAUGAGUCUGAUUAAAUGGACUGUGCCACCAAAGGAUUGGGUGAAGCUCAAUUUUGAUGGGGCCAGUAAAGGUAAUCCAGGCAGGGUUGGCUUCGAGGCUAUACUAAGAGAUGAGAAUGGUAGAAUGAUUAGUGGAGUGUAUGACUCAGAAGAGGAGACAGAAGCGGAAGGGGAUCAGACUGAAGAUGAGGAGGACCUCGAUGCACAGGAUAUGAUGGACAGCGAGGAGGAGAGAGAGGAAAGGGAUCAGAGGGAUGAGAAGCAGAGGAAGAGGAAUUUUGUUAAGGAAUCCUGGUCGAUUUUUCAGAGAUGGGGUUUCGAAUGGUGA
This is a messenger RNA of Cryptomeria japonica (Japanese cedar), 600 nucleotides long. RefSeq lists its product as uncharacterized. NCBI's taxonomy places the organism in Eukaryota, Viridiplantae, Streptophyta, Pinopsida, Cupressales, Cupressaceae. The coding region runs from base 1 to 600 and encodes 199 amino acids. The transcript is spliced from 2 exons. The record is from RefSeq and is a predicted model, not a curated record.